Molecule: messenger RNA, 1199 nt
Organism: Sorghum bicolor (sorghum)
Lineage: Eukaryota; Viridiplantae; Streptophyta; Magnoliopsida; Poales; Poaceae
Product: DNA-directed RNA polymerases II, IV and V subunit 9A
Exons: 6
Coding region: 671-1015 (114 amino acids)
Biological process (GO): transcription-coupled nucleotide-excision repair; DNA-templated transcription; transcription initiation at RNA polymerase II promoter
Cellular component (GO): RNA polymerase II, core complex
Molecular function (GO): zinc ion binding; nucleic acid binding; DNA-directed RNA polymerase activity
Source: RefSeq, a predicted model, not a curated record
UUACUAGUACUAGUUGGGUUGCUAACAGUCCAAGUCUUGUGUUUUUUCUAGUAAGAAAGAUAAAACUGGCCAAUGUUAGCAGGCCGGAGAUGGAAGCCGGACCGGGUAGCGAGCUGGAGGGACGGAUGAGGGAGGCGCGGGCGGACAGAGAUCGACAAGCCGCGAUGAUUUUUCCCGCUGCUCCUUCGGUUCCGCAUCCGCUUCGGCGUUCAUGUGUAUGGAAUAGCGGGGAGGAGAAGCAGUGCCGAGAAGCGCGCCGUUUGGGGCCGUGGGCUCGAUUUUUUUUGUUUCGCCAGAAUCUGUCAAGAAUCCGUUCCAAAAAUGUUGGCUGUUGGCACGGUGUGAACUGCACGCCGCACGUCCCCCGCCUGGCCAAAUCUUGCUGCGGCCGGGACGCGCGCGGGAGGCGGGACCGGGACGGGACUACCUCCGCAAACGCACACACAGUCACGGAGGUCGUCAGCACCCAACACCACCCCCACGCAGUCCCGACUCCGGUUCCGCCGCCACCGACCACCGCUGCCGCUGGUUACGAGCGCCGCCACUGCUUGCGCCAAUCCAGAUAAUAGGUGUGAAGUCUUAUCCAGGUUCAGCGAGAUCAGAUUGCAUUUCCAGCAGAAACAAGUAGUUACUUUCAUAUUGGCUUGAAGAAGACACUACUGCUGCAACCAUGAGCACCAUGAAGUUUUGCCGUGAGUGCAACAACAUCCUGUACCCCAAGGAGGAGAGAGACAGGCGCACCCUAUUCUUCGCAUGUCGCAACUGUGAGCACCAGGAGGUCUCUGACAAUAACUGCGUCUAUCGGAACGAGGUGCACCACACUGCUGGGGAGCGAACGCAGGUCUUGCAGGAUGUAGCUUCUGACCCCACUCUUCCCAGAACCAAGACUGUUCGCUGUAGUGCUUGUGGGCAUGGAGAGGCUGUUUUCUUCCAGGCCACAGCAAGAGGGGAGGAGGGGAUGACCCUGUUCUUUGUGUGCUGCAGCCCAGAUUGUGGUAAUCGGUGGAGGGAAUGAUGCGAUGAAAUUUUGGCUCUAAUAGUUCCAUCAUAACUUGAAACUGAACUUGUUUUGUGAUUUUCUUGGAACUAUGUAUUUCAACGUCGUGUUUUAUGUUAGGAAUAAUGAGAGAAUGUUUUUCCAAUAUUUUCCUUGUUCUAUAUGUGAUAUGUCAUAUGUAGCUCCACUACAUAGUCGCAUA